AUGGCCGUCACGGCGGCUGAGCGGACGGACGGGCAUUCGGCCGUGCUGACCUUGAAUUUUCGCACGCUCCAACGCAGCAUUUCCAACUCCUCUCGACGUUUCGCCGAUUCCUAUUCCCCGCCCGCUUGCUCUUCUUCCAACCUCCUCAGUUACUCUAGCGCCUACAGGACUGGCAUUGCUCCGUUGCGGCUUCAAACCGCGGGCUUCCAGGAACGGGCCAUCUUGGGCCUUCGCCGUGUUGUCGCGUACACAUCUGCUCCCCUGAUCCAGAGCCCUCGAGAGUUCCUGGAUCGCCGUCGACGCCGAGGCGCUCUCGCAAUCUUCCAACCCUCAGCCCAUUUUUCGCCUUGCUCUCGUCUUCCCGCUUUCCCGCCAGUGGGCAUUCGCAAACCUGAUCUGGCCGCCUCGCCGUUUAGCCGGCCUUCCAAAGGCGGAACAGCGCGCGGAGCACCUGACUACGUUCGCCGUGCUCGCCUCCCCAACAGCCUUUGCCCGCCUGACAACGUGGAUGCGGUUGGCUCAGCAUCCCUCCUGCACCCCGCUUUCGUCGCUCCUGGUACCCCCGCAUUUGCAAUCCGACCCCAUUCCUCGCUCCCUCCUCAAGGUAUAAAGAGGUCGUUGCAGCGCUUCGUCCCACAAACAACUACUUCACAGCAAGCGAUUGUAUCAGGCAUCAUGUCUUCGCCCUACUACAACAACCGCAGCCAGGGCGACUCUCCCGACUCGGCGUCGAUCGAGAAGAAGGAUGACUCGCGCCUUGAGGACGGCGUCAUCAUGGCACCUGUGCUGACCGCCGGUACCACUGCUGCCGACGCUGUCGCCACGACCAUCGAGGACCCCAAGGAGACGGCGCGCCUGAUCCGCAAGCUCGACUGGCACGUGCUGCCCAUCUGCUCGGUGCUCUACCUCUUCUCGUUCCUCGACAGGACGGCCAUCGGCAACGCGCGUGUGCUCGGCAUGGAGAAGCAGCUCAAGCUCACCGACCACGAGUACGCCGCCGCGCUCUCGGUCUUCUUCGGCCUCUACUGUCUGCUCGAGGUGCCUUCCAACCUGGUGCUCAAGAAGAUCGGCGCCAAGCUCUGGCUGCCCAUCAUCGUCGUCGUCUGGGGUCUCGUCAUGCUCGUCACCGGCUUCUCCAAGAACUUCGAGUCGCUCCUCGCCUUCCGCAUUCUUCUCGGCGCUGCCGAAGCUGGUCUCUUCCCCGGUGUCUCGUACUACCUUACGAUCCUGUACCCUCGCAGGUCGAUCCAGCUCCGUAUCGGUCUCUUCUUCAGUGCGGCCACCAUCGCUGGUGCCUUCGGUGGUCUCCUCGCUUUCGGCCUUGCCAAGGCCAAGUCGGGAGACUACCAGGGAUGGUCGUUCAUCUUCUUUGUCGAGGGUGCACUUACCAUUGUCGCCGGCAUUGUCGCCUACUUUGUGCUCUUCGACGGCAUCGAGAAGGCGCCCUUCUUGACCGAGAGCGAGAAGGUGUACAUGAGCGACCGCGUUCAGUUCGACGGCAACGACAUCCCGAUGAACGACGAGUUCGCCUGGAAGUUUGUCUGGGCCGGUCUCAAGGACUGGAAGACGCUCUUCACGCUGAUCUGCUACGUGACGACCAUAACGCCGCUCUACUCGAUCGCGCUGACGCUGCCCUCGAUCCUGAAGAACUCGCUCAAGUACAACGCCAUCGACUCGAACCUGUACACCGUGCCCGUGUACACCGUUGCUGCCGUGACCGUGGUGAUCUUCGCCUACUCGUCGGACCGCCUCGGUAUUCGCUUCCCCUUCAUCUGCCUCGGCACCCUCAUCUCCGGUAUCGGCUGGGCGCUGUCGCUCCACUUCAGCAACAGCCACCCCAAGGUGGCGUACGGUGCGCAGUUCAUCUCGGCUGCUGGUUCGUACGCUGCCUUCCCCGGUGUGGUUGCGUCGUUGACCCAGACGAUUGGUGGUAAGACGAAGCGCUCCGUCUGCAUCGCUAUCAUCGUCGGCUUUGGUGGUCUGGCCGGUACCAUCUCGAGCAACAUCUUCCCCAAGAAGCAGGCUCCUUACUACCACCGCGCGCACUACAUCAACAUCGGCAUGAACGCCGUCGCCUUCUCGUCGGCACUCGCCUUCGCCGGCCUGCUCCACCUUGCCAACAAGCGCAAGCAGCGCAUGAUCGACUCGGGCGAGGCCGCUCGUCUGUCCAAGGAGGAGAUCGCCGACAUGGGUGACGAGUCGCCUUACUUCAAGUACCGCUACUAG
Moesziomyces antarcticus is the source of this 2226-nucleotide messenger RNA. RefSeq lists its product as uncharacterized. The transcript is spliced from 4 exons. Gene Ontology annotation, molecular function: transmembrane transporter activity. Gene Ontology annotation, biological process: transmembrane transport. The coding region runs from base 1 to 2226 and encodes 741 amino acids. Gene Ontology annotation, cellular component: membrane. The record is from RefSeq and is a predicted model, not a curated record. NCBI's taxonomy places the organism in Eukaryota, Fungi, Basidiomycota, Ustilaginomycetes, Ustilaginales, Ustilaginaceae.